ACUGCCAGCAUGAUUCACUAUACAAACAUUUGCUGGAAAUGAUUCCACUAAUGAUGUAAAAUUUGCUUUUGGUUUGCUAGUGAAUCGUACUUCGUAUGAACUAGCCUUAAGUGUUUCUUUUAACAUGUUUUCUGUAGUUUCUUAUAUUUAUGACCUGGUCUUAUAUGGUAGUCAUAACCUGGCAGUGAAAAUCUUUCAUCUUUUCAAAGAGUAUUCCUGAGCCAGCCAGCAGUUUGAUGCAGUUUUUUCAACAUGAGCCUGGCCAAGAUUAUUAGGAUGCCUACCUUGGAUCCUUCCAGACGCCUUCCAACUUCAAGACCAUUCAUGUUGUGGUAUCAUGGAAGAUUGGAUAGAUACACUGCUGAACAGAGGCUUCAAGCAGCUUCAAAAUUGGGAAGUUACUUGGUUAGAGAAAGUGAUCGAAAACCAGGAUCGUAUGUUUUGUCAUAUUUUGGACAUACUGGAAUUAAUCAUUUUAGAAUCACUGCUGUUUGUGGUGAUUAUUACAUUGGAGGAAGACAGUUUGAUUCAUUAUCUGAUUUAAUUGGAUAUUAUACUAGUUGGUCUGAUUUGUUAAAGAAAGAAAGACUUGUUCAUCCUGUACCACCACCUGAGCCUGUAAAUGACAAGAAGAGAGUUGUCGCCAUUCUUCCAUAUAAUAAAAUGCCUGAUACAGACGAACUGAGUUUUCAGAAAGGUGAUAUUUUUAUUGUUCAUAAUGAUAUGAAUGAUGGAUGGUACUGGGCUACUCUGCAUCGAACACAAGAAAGUGGUUUAGUGUUCAAAGAACUAGUUGAAGAAUUGGAUGAUGAUGUUGAUCCUAAUGAAAUAUAUCCUUGGUUUCAUGGAAGCAUAACAAAAGAAACUGCUGUUGAGAAAUUAGCAAAAAUGGGUCCGGGAAGUUUUUUGGUACGACCAAGUGAUAAUUCACCUGGCAAUUAUUCAUUGUUCUUUCACAUCAACAAUACUAUUCAGAGAUUUCGGAUUGAGAAAAGAGGAAAUCGUUAUAUAAUGGGAGGUAGAUGUUUUGAUAGUCUAGAAGCUGUGAUUAAUAGAUACAAAGUUGAACAAAUUGUUGAAGGACAUUGCUUGAGAGAUCCUGUUUUAAAAGCACCUUAUGAAUCAAAAGAACUCAGUAAGGCUGAAGAAGUUCAGCAUAAAUCACAAGAUAUAUAUGCUACGUUAAAAGAAAGUAGAGAGACUGGAUUAGCGAAACGAAAUAAAGGAAUUCGUAUGAAAGGCUAUCUUAACAAGAAAAGUCAAGGAAACAGAAAAUGGAAAAAUCUAUAUUUUGUUUUAAGUUCAAAAGAACAGCAGUUAUUAUUUUUUGAUACACCUAGAAGAACAAAACCAAAGGGUCUCAUUGAACUCAGUUACACAUAUUUAUACAUGGUUCAUGAUAGUCUAUUUGAAAGACCAAAUUGUUUUCAAUUGGUAGAAAGAGCAUUACCUUGUAUCAGUACUGUAUAUUAUUUAUGUGCCAGUUCACCUGAUUUGGCACAGGAAUGGAUUCAAGCAAUUAAACCACUUUGUGCUCCACAACUUCCUCGUGGACGAGGACCUAGUCACAAUGUAACUGAAGUUCGUAGUUUACAUCUGACAUUGUUAGAAGCACAUCGUUUGCCUGUUAGACUAGUUCCACAUCCUUUUUGCAUAAUUUCUUUGAAUCAAGUAAAAGUAUGUAGGACACAAGUAAAAUGUCCUCCAGAUCCAAUUUGGGAAGAGGAUUUCUUACUUGAAGAUUUGCCAUCAGAUAUCAAAUCAUUUACCAUAACAUUAUAUAAUAAAGGAAAACGAUCUAAAGAUAUGGAAAUAGCCACACUACAUUUUGCUUUAUUAAGUGAAUUUGUUCUUCUGAGUGAUCUUAUGUGUAAGAAUUAUGUUAGGCUUCAAGAAUGGAUUCAAGCAAUUAAACCACUUUGUGCUCCACAACUUCCUCGUGGACGAGGACCUAGUCACAAUGUAACUGAAGUUCGUAGUUUACAUCUGACAUUGUUAGAAGCACAUCGUUUGCCUGUUAGACUAGUUCCACAUCCUUUUUGCAUAAUUUCUUUGAAUCAAGUAAAAGUAUGUAGGACACAAGUAAAAUGUCCUCCAGAUCCAAUUUGGGAAGAGGAUUUCUUACUUGAUAAUUUAGAAUAUUCUGAAAGAGAAGAAUCUGCCAGGAGUGGGAUUCAAACCUGCAACUCCCACUUACCAUGCAGAUGUGUUGCCAGUUCAGUUACCCAAGCCUCCAGUCUGAUAUCUCCUUCCAGACAUGUUUUAAAUAUGAUGGGACGUCUUCAGGGGGCACCUUAUGAAUCAAAAGAACUCAGUAAGGCUGAAGAAGUUCAGCAUAAAUCACAAGAUAUAUAUGCUACGUUAAAAGAAAGUAGAGAGACUGGAUUAGCGAAACGAAAUAAAGGAAUUCGUAUGAAAGGCUAUCUUAACAAGAAAAGUCAAGGAAACAGAAAAUGGAAAAAUCUAUAUUUUGUUUUAAGUUCAAAAGAACAGCAGUUAUUAUUUUUUGAUACACCUAGAUCUUCCCAUAUUAGUAAAUAUCAUCAAUAUACUUCAAAUAUAGAAGAGGAUAAUGAAUGUAUGAUGAGAGGGGAUCUGAAAAUUUUGAACUAUAUGGUUCUCACCACUAACUCUGCCAAAGUGGUCGAUGGAGCUGAACCCAUAGGUACUCCCUGCUUUUUAAUUAGUAAAAGUGCCUCUCUCAACCCCAGUAUCUGUGGUAUGGAACAACUAUUCUCGAUUAAUAUGUUUGCAAGCAUGACUGCUUCAAAAUUGCGUACAGAUGGAUAUAAAGCAACCACAUCUAUUUUGAAAAGUCUGUACAAAUUUGGAGGUAGUCCCAAUGCCACUAACCAUAAAGGUGAUGAUGAUAUGACAAGAUUGGAGCUCAGCACACGAGCAGUGCUUUUUCUAGGAAAUACAUUGGAUGGGAGCACUUAUUCACUUAGGGUUUGUGUGUAUUUUUUAAAUUUUGCUAUAGAAGAAACUUCAACAUUAUUUCGUUCAGCAUCGUUGACUACAACAUUAAUGGAUCAGUAUAUGCGUUCUACAUCACAUGGUUUCUUACAGCAGGCUGUAGAGGAUUUCAUCCACAAAGUGAUGGAAAGCAGACAAUCCUGUGAGCUGAAUCCUAGUAAGUUAGAAAGUCCAAGUGAAGCUUGUGCAAAUGCAGAACAUUUGUUGAGUUUGUUGGAUGAAAUUAUAGAAUCAAUAUUCACUGCAAUUGAUUCAUGUCCUAAAACUCUUCGAUAUAUCUGUAGUUGUUUACAAAAAAGUGUAAUGGCAAAAUGGCCUAAUGAUCCAUUAGUAAAAACAAGAGUUGUAAGUGGAUUUGUUUUUUUGAGAUUGCUUUGUCCCGCAAUAUUGAAUCCAAGACAGUUCAAUUUAAUAAAUGAUACUCCUUCAGAAAUAGCAGCAAGAAGUUUAAUUUUAGUGGCAAAAUGUUUACAGAAUUUGGCUAAUCUUGUUGAAUUUGGAGCAAAAGAACCAUGGAUGGAAGUAAUAAAUCCUUUCAUUUUAAAAAAUAAGAACAGAAUGAUUAAGUUCCUGGAUGACAUAUCAAAUGUUCCCGAGAGACCUGAUCCUGAUGAAACAAUAUCUGGUGAUCCUGCACGUGAUUUGGCUACUCUUCAUCAUAUUUGUGCAACUCAUAAAGAAGAAUUGCAAAAUCUUAGUCAAACUAGGCCAAUUUUGAAGAAAUUAGUUACGGUAACAGACAUGUUGUCAAAGCACAAACAACAAUAUACAGAAAUGCUAAGGUAGUGUUGUAUACAACUAGUUGUAAACAAAGGUGAACAAGUAGUACAGAACACUGGCUGGAGCCAGAGAGGACAUUUAAACACACAAUUCUCAGUCAGAACAUUUCUAGAUUGACCGGCUGGUUCUGGUCAGAGAGACCGAGAAGAAAUCAGGAAUAAAAUUCCUGGCAAGCCCACAACAUCAUUUCUCAACUGCCUGCCUGUGCCAGAGGCAGGACUCUUGUACAAGAGCUUGUAUAGUGUCCCUUUACUUCAUUCAAAAGGACAAUACUUGGUGGUGCUUCAGGCUAAAGGUACUCACUUUUUUAUGAUUUAUGAUUAUUACUUUCAAUUAUGUAAUAUUUUUUACCAUCAAAUCUAUUUAUAUUUAAUCAUAUACAUAUUUUUAUCUUUCAUUUUCUGUUGUAUAUUUUAAUGGAGUCCUUAAAUUGUUUAUCUACAAAGUUUUAUGUAUAGAAAGCCCACCUAAUACUUCUCUUGUAAUAAAUGAGGACACCACCACUGCCAUAAUGUUAUCUGAUGAAGUGGGUCUGACUAUUGUUCCAUAUUUGUUUUAAAGUUACAUAAAACAAAAUUUUAAAAAUAAUGUAGAAAUUUGCUAUUAUUAUUGUUCCUGCAAAUUGUGGGUUUUAUGUAAAUUAUACGAAUCUAUUUGAAAGAUUAAAGCAUUCCUAUCAAAUCUAGAAACAAGAAAAAUAGAAAACAUUCAUUUAAAAAGAAAAAAUAUUGAGAAUAACCAGAAAAUAAAAACAUGUUAAUUAAUAGAUCAUAUUUCUUGUAUUAAACCUAUUAUUUAUACUUGUUACUGGUCAGAAUAAAUUUCUUGUUAUCAGUGAUUGCUGAAUUAUUUAUUUUAGUUAUUUGUAUCUAUUGACUAAGCAUGUUUUUUUUAACACUUCUAAGCUUUGAGUACCAAGUCACAAAAAAGUACUGUUGCAACCAAAGUACCAAACCUGUACUGUCUCAUGUUACUUUGCUAAACGCACAAAUCUGCUGAUUUGAAAUACGAUAGGGAAUUUCUAUUACCUUAAAACUGUAAUUCCAAAUGUGUGCAGAAAUGUGCCAUUUGACAACUGUUCAUGUAUUGUAUAACUUUAAACUGCUCACUAAACCAGUAAAAUAAAGACUGGGAAUUGUUUCAAUGUUUACUGUUUGUCAAAUUCCUAUUUGAAAUCUGGUGCUUAGAAACAUUGAAUUGUUAAUGAAUGAUCAUAAAUUUGUAAACAGAUAUUCUGUUUUCACUUCUUGUCUAAAUAAAUUGCCUUACUGUGUCUGGUGUACUUAAAAUAUUCAACAAAUAAAUUUAAGAAAAUAAAUUACUUUAAUUCUUUAAAAUAUUUUACAUAGUUUAAAUAAAAUUAGAUGAUCAUGAAGAUUGUUAGUUUGUUUUUAAUGUCAAAUUAUAAGUUAAGUACAGAUUUUUGAUUUAUCAAUUUCUGAUAUCUGUCAUGCAUUUGAAAUUUUUAUGAUGAAUUUUUUAGAGUUUUUACAGAAGAUAUGAAAUAUCUUAAUUAGAUCAAAUUGGAAUUUAUACAAAGAAUAUUUAACACUCAAAGCUCUAGAAAAUUAUGUGAAGUGUUUGAGAUUAUGACAGUAUUAUUUUUAUUCUUUAAUGAAAAAGUAAUAAACUAAUUAUAAUACUAAUUCUGAUUCAAUAAAUGAAAUGUUUGAUUUAUGGAACUUUAUUCUUAUUGUAGCACUUUGAAAAUGUUUAAUUAUAAACAGAAUUUCAGUAGAGUAUUAUUAUAAUGUAUAAUCAAAAAAUUUUGAAGAAAAAAUUUUUCAGUGAAUACUGUAUUGUCUGUACUUGAAUAAUUUUGCAUAUGUUAAAAUUGGCUUUAUGCUUUUAUGCCAAUUUUUUUCAAUCAUUAUAUUAAUGAAUAUUGUUUCUUGGGUAUCUCUAAGAAGGCAAAAUUAUUUAAACAAGAAAUUUUUUUAAUUUUAUUUUUUGCAAUGUUAUCAAAUUUAAAAAACUUCUGUUAAUAAGAUAUGCGUAAGUUCAUAUCUAGCAGAUGAACAGCAGCAUAUUUGAAUAUAAGACCAAACAAUGUUUACAGUUUUAACCCUUACAUAGAUUUAUAUUUUUUAAAUGUUAAUUUAGAUUCCAAGUUUUUAUGAAGCUUGCCUUAUUAUUAUUUAGUAAGUUUCAUUAAUUUUAAAUUGUCUUUCAAAUAUUUAAAUUCAAAUCAAUAGAUCUCACUGUCUUGUUAGAAUUAAAUGCAGAGUUUUUAUAAAAGGAUGUAUUGAAAUUAAGUUAAGCUAUAUUGUAUUUAUUGAUACAUAUGAAAUAAAACAAUUUUGCUGAUUUUUAAAA
Centruroides sculpturatus (bark scorpion) is the source of this 6072-nucleotide messenger RNA. RefSeq names its product ras GTPase-activating protein 1-like (gene vap). The coding region runs from base 253 to 3762 and encodes 1169 amino acids. NCBI's taxonomy places the organism in Eukaryota, Metazoa, Arthropoda, Arachnida, Scorpiones, Buthidae. The record is from RefSeq and is a predicted model, not a curated record. Gene Ontology annotation, biological process: regulation of GTPase activity. The transcript has 29 exons. Gene Ontology annotation, molecular function: protein binding.